This is a messenger RNA of Symbiodinium sp. CCMP2592, 321 nucleotides long. The record is from the annotation of a GenBank genome assembly. NCBI's taxonomy places the organism in Eukaryota, Dinophyceae, Suessiales, Symbiodiniaceae.
AUGGCUUCGACGCUUUGGCGCACCGAGUUGCUAAUGCUGCGAAGCGGCUCUUUGGCAGCACUCCGGCCAUCAGGCACGAUGAAGUCGCAGUGCAACCAGACAACAAGGGCGAAGGCCAUGCGGAAAGGUUCCCGCGGCCUCGGGCUGUACCACAACACUUUCGCAAACCUUGCAAAGUGGUCCACGGCCGGCUUUUCAUGGAUGGCCAGGGCUCACAUUUUCGUCAUCGCGGUGAAUCGAGACGCAGGCCCGUCACCGGUGCAGCCGGCUGUCAUCAUGCCCAAGUUCUGCUCCGCCCACUGCCUCAGGCUUGGCUGCUGA